ACUAACACAAAUGCGAGUCGUGGAAUUAGUUAAUCGCUGCUGUUGAAUCUCAAUAAAAAAUAACGUCGUGUAAAUUAUUGAAUCCUUGACCAAUCUGUGCAAAAAUGGCCACAAUUCUGUGAACAGUGAAGAAAACUAACAAAUAUCAUUGAAGAUUAAUUGAAUAUUAUCAAGUAAACAAAAGGAGGAGGCUGAUAAAAAUGAUGCAAGAUAGCGUCAUCAGCACUCCAUCCACUCCAAACUCGUCCCUGUCGUCGCAGUCGAAUCUUUAUGGUUCGUCGAAUACUUCGCCAGCCACGCCCACCCAGCAGACGAGUACACCCUUAGUAGGCAGCAGCAAUAGUACUACAGGGUCUUCCGGGCACAAAAAUAGUCUCAAAGGCAAUAAAUUAGCCAGAAGAGCCAGGUCAUUUAAGGACGAACUGUUCGACAGACUUUACAUAAUGCGUUCAACAGCCAACACAUUGGGAAGAUCACAUUCUCCUCAAAGUCCCAGAAAUAAAAAUAAACUCCCGCUAACAGCUGAAGAAGUGGCCAAAUCAUCACAAUCCUUAGAUACACACGUCAAGGAUAUAACAAAUGCAUUAAAAUAUUUCAAGGAUGUCAUACUGAAGAAUAAGUUGGAGGUAUUGCCUGGCAAUGGUACUAUCAUCCUCGAUACAACAGCCAGCAUGUUUUCAGUUAUUCAAGCAUACGCGCUGAACGAAAACAACACCUCUCUAUUGUCGGCUACGCAACAAGUCUAUAAAUCGUUGGGGAAACUCAUUAAGCUUUGUGAUGAGGUUAUGCUAAGCGAAGAUUCUGAGGAAUGUGUUUCAUUAAGUGGCGAUAAUGUUAGAGAAAUUGUUGAUCUGCUUGAGGAAGCCGUAAAGAAUUUGGCAAUAUUGGCCCAACAAAGAUUACAGGAAAAGAAAGAACGGGCUACUGAAAAAGAAGAAGAAAACCCAUCUGCGACCCCUACCAAUAUCACACAUAAUCGGCUAAUGCGUCCAUCAGUGGAAGGAUCUGUACAAAGGACCUCUCUGCCGGAUAUACCAUUGACGUCUGACGAACGGGAUAUUAUUGCUAAAUCCACAUCAAAUCCCAUGCAUGGAUCCUUUAGUACCGAAAAUAUUUUAAGAGCGUCCAGUCCCCCACCUAAACCACCUUUGCCUAAUAGACCAAACAAUCCUCCGCCAUUACCGCCAAAGAGAAACAGUCAACCCAAUCAAUCACAAUCAAAUAAUGAUAACAAUACAAGCACCAAUUCAGAUGCGGAAUAUACCACAGGUGUUGAUCAUCUAACGGUACGCUCUUGUUCGCCUUCUAGUCAAUGUUCUGAGGAUUACCAUGAGUUUAAUAUGAAAAAAAUUGCGGAAGAUGUGCAGUACUGCGGUGGUGUUGACGGCGAAGCUAUGAAAUCAAAUGAACAACCAAACCAAGGCAAAGGCAAAUGUGACUCGUUGUCUGGCGCAAUGGCUGGGAAUUCAAAUGAAAUCGAUGAGGACAUUGCUAAAACGGAGCUACGCAAAGUUAACAAUCACCGACAUUCAAACGAAUCUGGUUUUCAUUCGAACUGUUCCAUACGCACCUCAACACAAAGCUACUCAAAGCAUUCGUCAGAUGUAAGUUUCCAGUCGUCCACCAAGUCGAGUAAUUCGUCAUCGGAAUUAACAUACAUGUGCAGCAAUAAUAGCAUAAAUGAGGAUUGUUUCCAGCAACAUCAGCAAACAGUGAUGACUUCGAAGAAAUGCUCUUCGGUGUGUAUAUCGAGUACAAGCACGAGUAGUGUAUCUGAGGCAUCAACGGCAGUACGUAUAUCGAACGAUGACGAACGACGCAUAUCAUCGCCAGAUCAAUUUGAAGCAGAAAAGAAGUUGUUGGAACAAUUUCAAGUGUUUUCAACCACUACGAGCAGCAGUGCUAUUUUAAAACAAACCAACAGUUUGGACAUAACAUCCAGCGAGGACAUACUAUCAUCUUUUUCGAAUGAUAAACCACCAGAUUUACCACCAAAAUUAUCCCGUCUUACGAAAUUAUCUUCGUAUGACUCGGACACAAUAGACAAUUCUACUGAAAAACCUGAAUCGCCUGAAAUACGACAAAAAGUGCAACUUCGAACUUUUGAAUGGCAUACAAAACAUAAAAGCUUAGACCCGCGCCGCAUUGAUAUGCCAUCGAUAAGUUGUAAUUCAAUUAAUCUUGGAUUUGAGGGUCGUUUGGAAGAACCUCCACCUUUGCCUAUGAAAAAGAAACAUAUGUUUCAAAGUGUGGCAUUUUCAGUUUUGGCUUACAUGGAAAUUUGUUCGGCAUCUACACAACGUCAUACCGUACAUGAUUGCAAUCUGAAUAGAAACAUAACACACAGCCAAACUAUGAAUAUUGCUACCACAUUUGCCAAAGAAGAAUUACCGGAGAUUCCACCAGCACUACCACCGAAAAACUACAAACAAUGGAAGGGUACAUCAACAACGUCGACGUCACCAAUUCCACCGCCCACUAUUAUCACAACGCCGCCUCCUAGUCCAAAACCUAAGCAUUUGAAUUCGGAUCAUAGAAUACUGAGUCUUACCGGGGGCAAUGAAAUUAUGUCCACUCUAUCGGAGGAAGUUGGUGACCAGUGUGAGGACGAGAGCGGCCUCAUCCAUUCGCAUGAAUUGCAAAAUGUGUACGAAACAUCGUCCACACCUAGAACACCGACAUCUCCGACUAUGGACAAGAUGGGGCCCAAUGGCGACUAUUCGAGUGAAGUUGAGGAAAUGGUCAAUUACAACAACUACAACAGAAAGAGUCCCAUAUCUAUUGAUCAUGUACCUAAUAUCUUGGAGGAGGUUGAUAUAGCACCGUAUUUAAUAUUCAAAAAGGAAAAUGAAGAAGGUCCCGAGGUUAAAGGCGGUUACAUUGAUGCUUUAAUAGUACACGCUUGUCGUGUACAAAAAGUUGCCGAUAAAGCAGCUUUUGGUGAAGCAUUUAUAACAACUUUCCGCACGUUUAUAACGCCCAUCGAUCUUAUUGAGAAAUUAACACAUCGGUACACAGUGCUAUUUUGUUGUCAAAUGAAUGAGCAAAAGCAAAAGGCGGCAAAAGAAACGUUCUCCUUGCUGGUUAGGGUUGUAAACGAUUUAACGUGCACUGAUUUGACUUCCAAAAAUUUGCUUAGAUUGUUGGUGGAAUUUGUUUAUGAACUAAUUUGCUCUGGCCAGCUGUAUUUCGCAAAAUUACUACGAUACACAAUUUGCGGAAGGGUUAAGUUUUAUAGGGAAUCACGCAUGCCCGCCUAUCCCACCAAUGAGAAUUCCUCGACAGUCAUUGCCCAACCCAGUCUCUUGGACUUCAAAGCCUAUGAAAUAGCCAAACAAAUGACCCUGCUCGAUGCAGAACUAUUUCAAAAAAUCGAAAUACCCGAAGUGUUAAUAUUUGCCAAAGAUCAAUGUGAAGAGAAGUCGCCAAAUUUGAAUAAGUUCACAGAACAUUUCAAUAAAAUGUCGUAUUGGGUGCGAUCCAAAAUUCUUAUGUUAAACUGUGCCAAAGAACGGGAGAAGUAUGUAGAGAAGUUUAUAAAAAUCAUGUCGCAUCUAAAGAAGAUGCACAAUUAUAAUUCAUAUUUGGCCUUAUUGUCUGCCCUGGAUUCUGCACCCAUUGGAAGACUUGAGUGGAAUAAAUCUAUAAGAGAAACUCUGAAAAAUAAUUGCAAUUUAAUCGAUUCAAGUUCUAGUUUUCGAAAUUAUCGCAAAGCUUUGGAGGAGACGGAACCUCCUUGCAUACCGUAUAUUGGCCUUGUUCUACAAGAUUUGACAUUUGUCCACGUAGGUAAUCCUGAUUAUUUAAAGGAUGGUGUUGUAAACUUCUCCAAACGUUGGCAACAGUACAAAAUCAUUGUAAAUAUGAAACGCUUUAAGAUAUGCUCCUACAAAUAUCGACGCAACGAACGUAUUAUAAGUUUUUUUGACAAUUUCGAAAAAUUUUUGGGCGAAGAAGAAAUGUGGCAAAUUUCGGAAACCAUAAAGCCAAGAGGCGGCAAACGCUUGAUUGUAAAUAACUAAUUCCUUAAAUAUGUACAUUAAGAGAAAAAAAUCACACACACAAACCGAGCGCUAAGCUAAUGGAGAACACAAAUUUCAAUCACAACAGGAGAAAAUGAAAACAAAAAACCAAACCAAAUCUACGAUUAUGUGAAAGCCGAACUCUACGAUGAUAAAACAAAAUCUAAUUUUACUUGCACAACGAAUGAUGUGAACGAUGGAAAAAUGGUUUAAAUUUUAAAGAGAUUUUUCGACAUUAUUUGUAAUGCAUGCAUGUUAUUUAUGUAUUUGUUUUAUGUUUUAUGAUAAACUCUCUACCUCCGUUUAAAUGUUUAAAUGACCCUUUGAAUGGAGUGGAGUGACAAGAGAAAUGUUUUUUUGAAAGGAAAACAAGUUCUGCAGCAGGACGAGGUUGGAAAUAGAUAGGCGUUUUGUGAAUUGUAAAUUUGUAGAUAAAUUGUUGGACAAAAACAACACGACUACAAAAAUUGAGGGACGAAAUAAGGUUUUAGGGUUCCAUUAAUGGGAUGAUAUUGAAUCUUAAACAUAAACUUGUAAGUCUUGAGAUUUAAUAUAUGAAGAAAAUGUUUGUUAAACGUUAUUUAAUCGCUGAAAACCAAAUCAAAUAUAAAAUAAAUCCUAAGAAGUGCAGGCACUACUUUAACGUAUUUGUUUUAUUAUUUAAAAAAUAUUCUCAAAAUUUUAUAAAAAAAAAAACGAAUAAGCAUUUAAUAGCGUUAAACAUUUUUUAGAAUUUUGAAAAAUCUUGUAACACAAAUUUUUGUUAAUUUAGAAAGCAUAUAAAUAUUCGUUAAAAUCAAAAUUGAAACAUUAACAAAAAAAGAAAUUCAAUUCAUUCAAAUUUAAAAAAGCCAAAUUCGUCCAUAGAGUCCUUCGUUAAAAUGGAAUCCCCCAUUUGGAAUCAUGCUGUUCUUAUCUUUUCCUAUAAUGACUUGGUUACUACAUAAAAGCAGCUUAAGAAUAAUUUUGAGUGAGUUUAGCUUUGCGCAUAAUCUCCCUCUAUCUCUCACCCUCCGUUCUGUAUGAUAUGAUAUAUCCUCUUUUGUCUAAUUACAAAUUUAAUAUUUUACUCAAAUCGAUCGAAUUUAAAGAAUUUGUUUAGUAAUUUUUAUGUUCAGAGUAGUUCCGAUUUGGAUCUCAGAUCAUAGGAGACUUGUGGGGUAUAAAAGGGCAGACUUACUAGGCAAAGUCGGAUUUUCUAACUGCCGGUCAGUUGCAACGCUGCCGUGUAUUGUUAAAAACGUACCUUCGGUCACUUCCUGAAUAUAUAUAAAUAUAUAUAUGCCCUUUAUUUACAAUUGAAGUAUAUAAAAUAUAUUAUAAUGAAAUAUGACCAAUAGUAAACUGUUCAGUGUGAACAUAGGGCAUCUUCAUACUUCUUGAAUAGCACGGCAAUAAAUGCCCCUGUUCACGUAAUAGCUUUCAGCGAACGAAAUUUCUAAUCAAUGCGAACUUGUGAAGACUUUUAGUGGUGCUUAACGAUUUGCCCAAGAAUAUUCCGUUAAGGAACAGAGGCAAACUUCCUAAAUAUCAAUGAGUACUGUUCUAUAUAAGUUUAAGCUCAGCCAUGUCAAACGGCAUGCCGCAGUGCGGCACCUCUUUGGAGCGAAGUUUUUACAUGGCAUAGUACCCCACAAAGUAGUUUCCUGAAAUGCGUCUUCCAAAAUAAUUAAAAUUGUUAGAAGGCCUGGGAUUCCUUGAGAAGAACCUCAAAACAUUAGGCUGGCUUCAAAUAGUAGUUCAAAGGAAUACCACACAGCAAAACGAGUGGUGUGAUUCUACAAUUACCAAUAACGGUGUUUUUACCAUUUUAUCCCAUCAAAAUGCAACACAUUUUGAAAAUAAAGCUAAAUGUAGUUGGAAUUAUUUGAAAAUGAAUAGGGUCGACGAACUCUAUACAAAUUUAUUUACAAAUUUACAAUCCAUAUAGAUGCCAACAAUCUAAACAAAUGCCUGUUUUUAAUUAAUCAUCACAAUGAAAGGUCAUAAAAUUAAAUUUUGUCAAGGAAAAGCAAAGAUUCAACGAAAAGCGUAUGUGUUUAAGGGGUUAACCCAGUUUGAUUUGAUCAAAGUCUAUAUAAAAAAAAAUACAAUAAAAACGAUAACUGGCACUUUUCUAAAAAGCUGCACAGAACAACUGCAAAUUUCAACACACAAAUUUUAUAUUUUGCUAGUUUCGUUUUCGUUUUGAUUAUAACCAAAAAGCAAAAAAAAACCUGAGAAAUAUCAUCCACCAUUCAUUCAUAAAUGGCCAUCCGAAUCAAUUUCUAAUGCAUGAUAUAAUAGAUGUGUUUUCAUUUAUAACUACACAGCAGCCGCCUGCACUACAUUUUCUUAGGCUAUGCAUUCUAAUACCACACACACACACACACAUAUAUACACAAACAAUACACCAUACACACGUUUUGCAAAAAAAACUCUUCUUCGCAACAGGUGGGCAACAAAAUUCAAACAAAAUAAUAAUUAUUAUUAUGGAAAGAAAAGAACCUUAAGCCGAUUCCAAGGCCAAGGAUAAAAUUUAAUACAAAAAAUCACACACUCACACAAAGAAUCAAGACUGUCUCUUAGAUGUAAAUACAUACAUACUACAUGCAUAACAUAUAUAUGAAAUAUAUAUUUAUCGUAUAUGUACUGUAUUCAAGUAUAGUUUCUGUUCUGUUUUUAAAACUAAAUCAUCAUCAUCACCGCAUACAAUUGUUAUGGAUCUUUUUUUGGUUUUUGUCAUUAGGACUGUUCGAUUUUGUCAGUAGAUGGUUAUCUCGAUAUCAUGUGAUAACUGUCGAUAAUACACACUUUUUAAAGGUAUUCAAACAGAGUGCAGCCACAAGGUAGAGUCAUGGGACCAGCUGAGUACCAUUUGUAAAUUCGCUUUGAUUUGGCAAAAACUCUAAAUGUCAAAUGCUUGUAAACACAUAGUUGUGAUUGUUUUGUAAAAGUUUAAAAUGAUGUCUUACUUUUUUUGAUAAAACAAAAUAGUAUUAUAAUGACGAAAUUACUACAAUAAAACGCUUCUUAAAGUGAUAAGAUAUACAACAAAUUUUACUAAUCUGUGUGAUCUAGGAUACAUGACAUAAUUACCAGGUAGUGUACCGUAAACAGCUAAGUACAAUUUUUUCUCACGAAGUGCACUAUCUGUCGACGGCCACUACCUGAAAAUGAAUAUAUCUUGCUGGGAUACUCUUUCCCUUUCACCCCUUCAAACAACUUGUUAUUAUCACGCAAUUUAUGUUUCAAAAUGUCAUGCAUUUUCAUCAUAAAAUUUCAUUAAUAAAACCAAAGAAGUUUUUCACCACAAGGAAUUAACAUUGGAUCUCUAUUUACGCGAAGGAUUUACGGAAAAGAAACAAAAUCACACCCGAAUGGACAUUUGAGUGCCAAUCAAGGUAUUGUUGGUUAGGUAUAGAUUUUUUUUGCUGGCAUAGUGACUAAGAUAUAUUCAUUUACAGGUUUGUGUAUGUAACUAGUUCGCGCCAUUUCUUGUUGUUUGUGUGUGUAUAGUUCUUAAGUACAAUACACACACACAACCAAAACUCGUUGACAGAUAGUGCACUUCGCGAAAAAAAUUGUACUCAGCUGUUUACGGUACAAUAGCUGAUAAUUAUAUCACGAUAGGGACCCUACUUCGAGUGCACCCUGGCAUAAAACUAAUAUGUUCACACGACCAUGUUGCCAAUCAAGAACAUUAUUUCCUACAAAAAUUUAAGAACAAUCCUACCAAACACUACCAAAUAUUCUGCAAGUUAGAAAUGUGGAAUAUGUUUUAUUUAUACCCACCACUGAAGAGUUAGUAAUUUUGUUAUUCCAUUUGCAACACAUCAGAUUAUGCAUUUUAAACCUUACAAAGUAUGCAUACUAAAUAGAUCGUCGUAAUAAUAAAUUACAUAUACGAUCUAGCAAUGUUUGUCCAUCUGUAUGUUGAAAUAACUCAACAGUCCGGAGUUCAAAGAUAGGCUGAAUCUUGAUAUGGCACCUUUUAUACCGAUCUUCCGAUAAGAAUUCUUAAAUGCCUAAAAAUCGUUUUUUGCCCCGAUAGCGAACAUAUAUAAAUGCGCAUUUACUGUCCAUUUUCGCCGUAAUAGUGAAUUGUAUGGACCCCUCAAUAUCUGAAAAUGGACCAGAUGCCAUAUAGGCCUCUUUUCUCAUUGAAGGCAUUGAACGCACAAAAAACCGCAUUUCUUACCCAUAAUUUACGAAAUCAGUCAAUAUUGAAACUUUAUCAUUUCAGAGAUCAGAACUAUUUUUCUGAAAUUUGAAACAGUGAGACCCCUUGUAACAGUAUUAGGCCCCUCCACAUCCAUGGUUUUAUUCUGCAGUCUAAACGAAGAAACAGUGGCGACAAAAAGUGAAAUAAUUUUCGGUUAUUCCCGACGAAUUUUUCCGUAAUUGACUUGGUAUUAAUGUGAUGGAAAACCCUACCAAAAUAUGAGGUCAGCCUACCAACCUAUCAAGAGAAUAAAAACCUACCAAUUUUGGUAGGAACCUACCAUCGGGUCAAUCCGGUACGUACAACGGGCUGCCAUGGGAUUGAUUGUUGUUGUUGUAGCAGUGUGUUGCACACUGAGGCGACAGCCCUCAACUUCAUCGGGAAAAACUUCACCAGGUCUAUCCGGUACGUAUAACCAGCUGCCAUGGGAUUGGAACGGUCAACAUCGCA
Molecule: messenger RNA, 8676 nt
Organism: Stomoxys calcitrans (stable fly)
Lineage: Eukaryota; Metazoa; Arthropoda; Insecta; Diptera; Muscidae
Gene: C3G
Product: guanine nucleotide-releasing factor 2
Exons: 21
Coding region: 201-4022 (1273 amino acids)
Biological process (GO): Ras protein signal transduction; positive regulation of GTPase activity
Cellular component (GO): plasma membrane
Molecular function (GO): guanyl-nucleotide exchange factor activity
Source: RefSeq, a predicted model, not a curated record